Messenger RNA from Rhipicephalus sanguineus (brown dog tick), 1016 nucleotides. Its product is annotated as protein Skeletor, isoforms B/C-like. The transcript has 3 exons. NCBI's taxonomy places the organism in Eukaryota, Metazoa, Arthropoda, Arachnida, Ixodida, Ixodidae. The coding region runs from base 151 to 441 and encodes 96 amino acids. The record is from RefSeq and is a predicted model, not a curated record.
UACAGGCGGAGUUGGCAUGAACAACUGGUGCUCUUAUGUUUAUUCUAGGGACACCUAUUGCUCGCUGGAGUUGUCUUGGACUCUCAAAACAAGGUUGACGUUUCCAGAGGCACUGGACGCUACUGCGAGUGGAAGCACAAGACGGUGGACAUGAGCGACGAGUCUGACACCUGGGAGAGCUUCAAGCAGACCCUGAGGCUGCAGUGCGACCGCGGGCAGCCUGGAACAUUCACCUGGACCCCGGACAAAGACACGCCCAACCUUGUCUACUACCAGUGUUUCACCCACUACUAUCUCGGCUGGAAGAUCGUUGUCACUGACCCGGAAGAAGCGGAGCAGGCCAUGGAAAGCGCCGCCAGCCCAGUGCUACUGUCACGGCUGCUGGUGCUGCUGCUGUUUUCGCUCGCUUACCCUGUGUCGCUCUGCUCAGAUUUCCUUUGAUCGGUUCCGCAUAGAUCACUGUAUUCCAUCGUUUUCCAUGAAAUCAGUACAGCUUAUCCGCAUUGUUAAUCCAGCUCGCAAUCAGCAUUUUUAAAAUUAUUUUCCCACGCCAAAUUUCAUAAGCGCAAUUUAGAGCACAACUGUGGGCAGUUUCGCAUGAAUAGCAGUUACUCAAGGUGCGCUUAAUAGUAACGACACAAGUGUCAUCUUCUUGUCCGCUUGCACGUGCAUGUCCGAAAAAACUAUGCUGGCGCAUUUUCUGACCACCGAGUUGCAAGCUGCAGCAUUUCGGUCGAGCUGUUGCAACAAAGUAAAGAAAGAAAGAAGCCAUUCAUAAGGGACCAAGGUCUUCAUGACGAACGCCUCCUGUUGUUUUCUCUGCUUGUGCAUCUGCGUGUGUGUUUGUGUGAUGCCCUUUGAAAAGAGCCACUUAUAGUGGAUGCAUCAUUUUGUGCACGCUUUUCGCCAAAUAUUCCCAAGAAAUGUGAUAAUCCUGAGUUUUCUGUUGUGCACUUUUGCAUUUCUCGUUUGGAAUAAAAAAGACAGUCGGACGUAUCCCACGGUCCACCUCUACC